CAGGAAAUUGCUGUAUGUACACAAUGGACCUUCGAGGAAGUUAGUAAGAGGAAGAGGAAGAUGACAGAGUAAGGGGAUUGACGUGCUGACUGAGACACCAGACCAGACCACAGCGGGAACAGCGACUGGCUGACGGACAGGACAGCGAGGCAGACAAAGAAGAGGAAGAAUGCCGAGGAGAAAACAGUCGAACCCACAGCCCGUGAAAUUAGACGGUGUGGAUUGUAAUCCAGGAUGCCUGGUUCUGGACAGUGACUUCCUGCUUAGUGGAGAGCUCUGUGAGUUUGGAGACACGGAGAUCAUGGGGCUGGACAGAGACACAGCUAUGACGGUGUUCUCUCUGAGUGAUGAAAGCUCCAGCCUUCCAGCUCCCGAUGACUCCACCUUCCCAGCAUUCCUCUCCUGUAAGGGGUGUGGUCAACUGAUUGGGGCCGACCUUGACCUAGGAGCGGGACUACACUUGGGGGUGGGACUCUACUGCACGACCUGUGAGGAGGACGUCCAAUCAGAAUCUCACACAGCCUUGGAGGACACCUCACAAGGGGAGGAGUCAACCCCAGCCGUCCAAUCCCAUGCGGUGCAAGACAGGAAGAGGAAGAGAAGUAAGGCGGGUGAUGAAGAAGCCUGUAUGAAGGUGUACACAUGCUCUCUGUGUAGUUUCUCCUCUCGCUACUCCAACCAUCUCAAACGCCACAUGAGAACCCAUGAUGGAGAGAAGCCCUACCGCUGUCCCCACUGCCCCUACGCUUCUACACAGAGGGUCAACCUGCAGAGACACACGCGCACACACACCGGGGAGAAGCCCUACCUCUGCAACGCCUGCAACUAUGCCUGUAGUUCCCUGGGGAACCUGCGGAGGCACCAGCGCUCGCACAGCCAGGAACCACGGGCACAACGCGCGCACACACUGAAGAGACGCAGCAGACGAAAACACACACACCGAGGAAACGCUGAAGUUAAGAGCACACAAUCAGAUGCCAUGGUGUCAGACCUGACAGUGUGUAUGAUGGAGGACUCUGAUUUCCUCCAGAACCAAGAGGGGGUAGCCUCUCCCUCCUCCCCCCGUCUCCCCCACUCCGCUCCCCUCCCUGACCUCCUCUUCCCCCUCUGCUGUCGCUCCUGUGGCCUCACCCUGGAGGGAGAAGGAGGAGAGACUGAGGGGGAUUGUGGAGGGCAGGUGUGUAAUAAAUGUUCUGAGUCUCUCAUCUCCAAGAAACCAGGGUCCCCCAGCCCCACUGACACACUCCAGUCAGGGGCCAGCAAGCUGUACCACUGCCCUCUCUGCCCCUUCCUCUCCCUCUACCCCAACCACCUGGCCCGACACGCCCACACCCACAGCGGGGAGAAGCCCCACCGCUGUCCCCAGUGCCCUUACGCCUCGGCCCACCUGGACAACCUGAAACGCCACCUCCGGGUCCACACGGGGGAGAAGCCCUACCGCUGUCCCCAGUGCUCGUACGCCUGCGGGAACCUGGCCAACCUGAGGCGCCAUGAGAGGAUUCACUCUGGAGCCAAGCCGUUCCACUGCUCUGUGUGUGGCUACAGCUGUAACCAGAGUAUGAACCUGAAGAGACACAUGUUGAGACACACGGGGGAGAAGCCCUAUGGCUGUGCUGAGUGUGACUACACUACGGGACACUGGGACAACUACAAACGCCAUCAGCGGAAACACGGACACAACACACACAGCUGGGACAAACACACACACCAGGACACUACAGCAGCAGACAGCGAGGGCUGGAACACACAGGAGAAAACGGAGAAACACACACCACCACAUACCACAGGCCAACACUGGGUUCAAGAGACGGGGAACCAUAGCAAGGGAGAGGUGUAGUCGGGGGGAGGGGGUGUGUGUUUAUUACACUAGUGACCCCCUUCCUCUGUGCUCAGGCCUCAGAAGGGUGGGGCUUAUCUCAGGUGCCUCUAGAGGCGGAGCUACAUGGGCCGCCGUACUGCAUGUGAAUGCUGCACUGACCUUUACCUUGGGCAUUAAAGGGCAUGUGGGCGUGCCAUUAGAGAUUGAUCUUGUUUUUGAAUGGUAACGUUCAGUGGAUUCAAUGUUUAAAAAUUGUUUUGAUUGGAUUGCAGCCCAUUUCACAAUCAGGUUUUGUGUGACUAAUAUUUGUUUUAUUAUAAACUGCAAUGAACCCGAAUUGUGAAAGUACAAAUGUAAUGAUUUAUAUAUGAGUUAUUUUCUUAAUCAUUAUUUCAACAAUGUUUCACAGCUGAGUGCAAGGCUACUCAGAGAAUGGACAGGACCACUGUAAAGGUCUGUCUGCACACGUUGCCUUAUACAGCUCUCCGAUCCCGAAAUAAAGACGGUCAACUGUGAA
Messenger RNA from Oncorhynchus masou masou (cherry salmon), 2336 nucleotides. RefSeq names its product zinc finger protein 513-like. The coding region runs from base 170 to 1837 and encodes 555 amino acids. NCBI's taxonomy places the organism in Eukaryota, Metazoa, Chordata, Actinopteri, Salmoniformes, Salmonidae. The transcript has 5 exons. The record is from RefSeq and is a predicted model, not a curated record.